AUGAAGACGAAAGCUCCAUCUCAACAGCUACAGUCGCGCCUUCUGAGCCUUCCCCGGGAACUCCGCGAUGAGAUCUACACCUAUUACCUACAAGAGCCUGGAGGUUAUGUUCACUCUCCCAUCACCAACAAGCUUCGUCAUUCGAAUGGACAGACUAUUGACUUUGGUCUGAUGUGGACCUGCAAGAUGGUAGCCAGCGAGAUGCGAGAUCUGCCGCUCAAGGUGAAUGAAGUGGUCUUUAGGCCCUUUCAAGAGAUCAAGGCUUCGAAGGAGGGGUCUGACAUCUGGGAUGCGUGGUCUCAGGCAGGGAAGUACGACUUCUUGUUAGGGCGGCUUCAUCUUUUGCAGGAGGAGAUCUUUGCACUUGCGGCAACAACACAAUCUCCCAAACAGCACAUGGUAUAUGUCUUGAACCAGUAUCCAAACAGCUGCAUUGGCGAUAUGCUCGGACGCAUCAUGAAAAGAAAAAAUGACAUCUAUGUACCUCUUGCAGCUGUCGUGGGUAGCGCACAGUCGCUGACCUUUCAUGAUCGCGAUGUGCUGCAAGAUGGCCUCUUGGGAUUGACUUCGUACGCCAACUUUGUUGAACAAGUCAGAUCGCAAGGCUGGUGCUUGGAUGUUCUCGGUUUCAUAACUACACAUGGACCAGGCAAGCGUGGUGUUCGUCUAAUCUCAAUGGACAGGAGAUGGUUAGUCCAAGGUCGUGUCGCAAAAGAGUCAAUCUUCAGACGCGACCGUGCCCACAUACGCUCCGCCGCAGAGCUGAGCGCCGAACGACUCAAUGAGAUGCGCUCGACAAUCGCUAAUACCCAGUGGCGACCCUGGAUUCUACCUACAGACGAGCAGAUCAUCACAGUGCGCGAUUUGUUCGAAACGUCAAAUUCCAUCGGGUGGCCCAACUACAAAGAUGAACUGCCGGAUCUCCGAUACUUCCAAUCAGCCGCAUCACAAGCUAUUCGUUUUCUGGACGCACUACAGCCUCAUUAUCGCAAACAAAUGCGAAGUAUGAAGAUUCUGGAAGAAGAGAAGUGUGUGGCUCUUCCAGAAUGCCACCUACGGGGCCUGUUCCACUUUCUCGACGAAAUCCCCGCGCUGGUUCAAGAUGCCGUGCUUCGCACAAUCACUUGGAUCAACGAAGCGACAAGCCUUUCUUGGGAUAGAACCGGCCGCCUAUCCGUCAAGACCCAUUUCGUUGGUCCUUACGACACUGUGCAGCUCAUCUGGAAUAGAGUCAAAGCUGUCGCAGCAUUGUACUCGGCAGCUGUGGUCUGUACGCGCGACCAAUGCAAUCCAUUUCCAACACGAGACGAUCUGGCACUGGCUUUCGCACAUGAAGACGAUGCCGCUUUCAGCAACCCGGAAUUGCUUCCAGUAUCGGUGCAACAAAUCCUCUCGGACGACUCUCUCGUGAAGUUUCCGUGCAUCACGGGUACCCUGGACGAAUUCGAGGAAGAAUGCGAGUAUGUCUAUUCCUUAUUGAGGGGCAGACCGAAAGAAGAAUGGGAGUUGCACUGGAAGAGAACCCUAGAGGGUGUGAUUGAGGAAGAAGGAGUGGACUUCAAGACCGUACAAUCCAGGUACGCAGAUCAUCACCCCAGCUUUGACUAA
This is a messenger RNA of Alternaria hordeiaustralica, 1608 nucleotides long. RefSeq lists its product as uncharacterized. The transcript is spliced from 3 exons. The record is from RefSeq and is a predicted model, not a curated record. Lineage: Eukaryota; Fungi; Ascomycota; Dothideomycetes; Pleosporales; Pleosporaceae. The coding region runs from base 1 to 1608 and encodes 535 amino acids.